AUGUCCGCCAAUCGUGACGACAAGUUCUCUCUUCCGCUUUCUGGCCCCGUCAUCGACCAUACAGGACCAGUCCAAAUCGGCGAAUGGUCGGACGUUGAGGCUUCAGGAAAACCUAUGGAGAUUGACUCCUGCAUUGAGGAUACGCCGGACGUUAGGUAUUUUGAAUGGGAGGUUCGGUUAAUACCGGUCUGGACACAGUGGUUGGAUGCACGCGAAAAGCGGCUCGAGUUCCAACGGUUCCGCAUACGCGCUCUCCGGUUGCCGCUGCACCAGCGAUACACACCACUUCUGCCGUCGCCGCUUCGGAACGUCGUUACGGUGUCGGACCUGCCAGAAAACGAGCUCUCUGAUGCUGAAACCGUCGACGAUCCGCGGUCUAAUGGUACAGCGAUGUCCGAGGCCGCCUCGUCGGCAUCGGACGGUUCGAUCAGCCCAGGGUUGAGUAGCAACGGGUCGGACGUUUCGGAUGAGCUAGGAUGGCAACGGAAAAAUAAAAUGGAGGCGAAGGGACCGGCGAUAGACGAUCGUUCGGUCACAUCGGCGCCGACACCGUCACCGUCCCCGCCGCCACAAUAG
Thermothelomyces thermophilus ATCC 42464 is the source of this 576-nucleotide messenger RNA. RefSeq lists its product as uncharacterized. The transcript is spliced from 2 exons. The coding region runs from base 1 to 576 and encodes 191 amino acids. The record is from RefSeq and is a predicted model, not a curated record. NCBI's taxonomy places the organism in Eukaryota, Fungi, Ascomycota, Sordariomycetes, Sordariales, Chaetomiaceae.